UGUAAUAACAAUUAAAAAUUUUCAUCAUAAUUAAAAAAUAAUAAUCGUUAUAAGAAAUUAAGUUGAAUAAAAAGAAUAAUAAAAAGAUCAUAAUACGAAUAGUAAUAAUGAUUUCCAUUCGAAGUUAAAGUGGUAUGUAGGAAUAUUUCCAUUUCGUAUUAAUUGAAUGGAAAAAAUUGCUAGUUCAACACCACGAGGCAUGACGGCAGACGAAUUUUUAACGUAAUGAUGCAAAGGGCGCUGCUAUUCAUCUGUUGGCUGUCGCUCUUCAACUACUGCAACGCUGUUAAUCCCGGUUGCUCCUGUAUCAUAUAUAGCAGCACAUAUAGCCCGCAAGGGGGUAGUUUUAUAUCACCCGAUUUUCCGAGGCGAUACCCAUCGAACAUUGAUUGUCUGCUCUACACAUUCAUCGGUGAACCUGAUGAAAUUGUCGAACUCACCUUUCAUCAAUUCGAUUUACGUCGAGUCGACAACGAUUGUUCCAAAGGAGACUAUCUCAAAGUUUUUCUUCAUUUGGAAACAAUAGGAGUUUCUGAGUACACACCUUGGUCCGGUCUGCUAUGUGGAACUUUAAGAGAAAUACCACAAGUUCUAUAUAGCUCUAAAUCCAGUCUGAUCUUUGAGCUGCACACAACUCAGGGAGAAAUUUCAAAUUCGACUGGAUUUUCUGGAACUUUUCGUUACAUUGACAAACGAAUCUUUAGUACAAGUGGCAAACUGUUGCCGGGGACAAUGUGUGACCACGAGUUUAUUAGUUCUCAGACGACCCCACAACAUGGCCGUUUUUAUUCACCCCAUUAUCCAUCAUCUUACCCAAAAAAUCUGAAAUGUACAUAUCUCUUUCGUGCAAGGUUGAAAGAACGUAUUCGGAUUAUAUUUGAAGAAAUUUUUCUACAGAAAGGAGACUUGAGCUGUUUAAACAGGGCAGAUUUGAUCAAAGUUCAUGAUGGUAUUCAUUCUGAAACCCCGACAAUAGCUGUGCUAUGUAAUGAAGCAGCGGAAGUGGAAGUACUCAGUACAGGACCAAACCUUUUUAUUGAAUUCAUUGCUAAUUCCGAAUGGCCUGGUCAAGGAUUUAAAGCUGUUUUUGAAUUUCAACCACUUGAUUUCCGACAAUUGGAGCCAGACCAGACAGUCUCAGGGGCAAUCACAAGCAACCCUGGAUACUCGGUCAUAGGACCAGCCGCUGUUAGUGCUACAACAUCGUCAUGUGAUAUGGUUUAUCACAGUGAUAUGACAAAAACUGGCAUCGUCACAUCACCAGGCUAUCCUAAUACGUAUCCUCCAAGGUCAGCAUGUCGAUACGAUUUUCAGGGUCGAGGCAAGGAACGAGUGCAAAUUAUUUUUCAAGAUUUUAAUCUUUUCAAUUCACCAGACGAAACUAAAGGAUGUGAAAAUGUGGAUUCUCUAGUAGCGUUUGUUCCAAUCGAUGGGAGGAUGGAAAAAAUAGAUGCCUUUUGUGGUACUGCACCUCCUCGACCCAUUAUGAGUAAUGGUGCUCGACUUCUAUUGGAAUUUCGAGGAAUUCAAUCUUCACGUUUAGCAAAAGGAUUCAAAGCUGUAUAUUCAUUCACCGAGAACUUUGGCAUAACAACAGGACGACAAGAAUCUGAUUACCCCUGUGCUUUUGUGUUCAACAGCAAUGAAACUCGAAAUGGUACCAUCGCUUCUCCAAAUUACCCUGGAUUUUAUCCACGUAACACAGAAUGUCAUUAUUUUUUUAAUGGACAACCGAACGAGAGAAUACAUCUACAUUUUAACUUUUUUGACGUUGAAGGAGUACUUCCUUGUGAAGCAGUGUCAGCUAGUGACUACGUUGAAUUUUCCAACUACAUGACACGUGAUAGAAAACAUUCGCGACAUUGCGGCCAACUGAAGGAGUUUGAUGUUGAAAGCGACCGGAAAUUUUUUCGAGUGACAUUCAAGAGCAACGAUCGGUUGGAUGGGACAGGCUUCAAUGCCAGCUAUGUUUUCUUCGAUGAAGAGGAUAAUUAUACCAUGAAGACACCUCUUAAUGGAUCUACUUCCAAUCAUGCUGUAAUAGCAGUGAUAAUAAUUGGACUUUCCCUACUACUAUUUAGCAACGACUAAAAAAAACUAAUCCUUCAAUCCAAAAACAAUUAAUAUAAAAAAUACCAUAAACGGAACUAGACUUACUCAUAAAUUCCUGAAGCGUUGACAAACGUAACAACGAAGCUGUUAUCAGACAUCACUUUCAAAGUUUCCAAGGCUCGUCUUAUCCUACGUUAAAAGGAGAGUAUCAACUACCAAAAGUUGUUUCAGUAAAUUAAUUGACAGACUCCACCAACAAGAGGAAAUUAAUAUGACAAUCUAAUUAAUCCUUAAUACACCUCAUAAUUACUUCUAAAGUCAAGCAUUUGAUUCACUUAUUGUAUGUAAAAAUUAACAAAAUUGAAUUUUUAUAAAUAAUAAACAGUGAAUUGUAAUUAAAAAUGUCGUAUUAUUUUACGACAGUAGACUAAAUAAAUAACACCUCAUGUAUAAAACGCGUGAUGAACAAACAAAAAAGUUCAAAUAAGGAUGAAAAACGUCUAUAGGAUCUCGAUAAGUAAAAGUGAAUUUGUAUUCCACAUACUCGAGCAAUAAUCCACGUACAAAUUGCUUGGGGUAAUGCCAAAAUUUUUCAUUUCUUUUUCUGUUCUUGAUUCUUCCUCAUCCCUUUUUUACUCUUCACAGCACACCUAGCUCACCAUUUAUUACCUAUCUAUUUUACUUUAUUCUGGUAAUCACAGGAAUUUCACAACAAUCCAUUGAUUGAUCUUGUUCACUUAUCUCAUACCAAAAAAAAAUAUUUAUACAUAUACCAAAAAAUUCAUUUGAAAAAUUAUUUAUUUAUUUUGAUUCAUUAUCAAGUGUUAAUUAA
This is a messenger RNA of Chelonus insularis, 2884 nucleotides long. RefSeq names its product Sol1 (gene Sol1). The coding region runs from base 226 to 2091 and encodes 621 amino acids. Gene Ontology annotation, cellular component: plasma membrane. The record is from RefSeq and is a predicted model, not a curated record. NCBI's taxonomy places the organism in Eukaryota, Metazoa, Arthropoda, Insecta, Hymenoptera, Braconidae. The transcript is spliced from 13 exons.